This is a messenger RNA of Paramecium tetraurelia, 474 nucleotides long. RefSeq lists its product as uncharacterized. The record is from RefSeq and is a predicted model, not a curated record. The transcript has 2 exons. Lineage: Eukaryota; Ciliophora; Oligohymenophorea; Peniculida; Parameciidae.
AUGUUUAAUGUAGAUUUCUAAUUAAGUAAAAUAUAUUUCGAAAUUCAAUUUUACAUAGUCAAUUUUAUCUAACAUACAUAAUUUAAAUUAAGAUCAAUAUUAAAUAACUAUACAUCCAUGAAUGUAAAUGACACUUAGUUUACAAUUGCCUUAUUUGAAUUUGAUGUCUUAUUUUUAGAUACUGCUUAAAUUCUACUAAAUUUAUCUAUUUCAAUUAACUAAGGUUUAAUCGAUAACAAUAAUAUGCCAGUUGAUCUCCCAACAUAAACAAUAUUACUCUAAAAACCUAAAGUUUUAACUUAGGAGUAAAUUAAUGUUGCAAAAAAAUUUAAAAAUUUUGGGAAUGCUUUAAUGAUAGGGUUAGGAGCUGUUAGUGUACUAAUGCUAUUUGUUGGAGAUUCAUAAUCAAGUGUAGAAAUUUUCGACACUCUACAAUAGUAAAUAUUUAGAGUUAGAUAUCCAAACUUAGCUUGA